ACUGAGUUUUGAUCAUGUACGAUUAUACGUUGUGUAAAUUGUUAGUGUUUUCAGUUAUUAUAAUAUACACGUGCGGUCAAGUUCAAGAAAAACUGCUCAACAAGCUAGUGUGCAUCGAGCAUGAAGAGUGCGGUGCGUGUUUGUCGGCUGCUUCGCACUGUCGAUGGUGUGCAGACCCUUACUUCAGUCACGCUGCUCCCAGGUGCAACGACGACGAAAGUUUGGUGUCUACGGGAUGCAGUCAAGCUAUGAUACAACGACCAGAGAAACCUAUAUGGGUUGUGGCCGAGAAUAGUUCCUUACAAGACAUGCAACCGGACAGUGAAGAGUCCGUAGUACAGAUCCAGCCUCAAAGGAUCAAAUUAUCGUUGAAACCACGUGAAACAAAAAAAAUUAAGUUCGUAUACCGGCCAGCGAAGAAUUACCCUCUAGAUCUCUACUACCUGAUGGACUUGACCUGGUCAAUGAAGGACGACAAGGAAACACUGGUUUCCUUAAGGGAUGACUUGCCUAUUCUGUUAAAGAAUUUAACUGACAAUUUUAGGCUCGGUUUUGGUAGUUUUGCUGAUAAACCAAUCAUGCCAUUCAUCAACGUGGAUGAUAGAAGAAAAUCAAACCCAUGUGCUGUUGAGGAAGAAGCUUGCGAGGCAACAUACAGCUACAAACACCAUUUAUCUCUUACUAAUGAGGUAAGCGAUUUUAUCAAGAAAGUAAACACGAGUUCAGUGACUGCAAAUCUGGAUAACGCCGAGGCCCAAUUAGAUGCCCUCAUGCAGGUCUUGACUUGCGGCGAGAAGAUCGGAUGGUCGACGAAAAGCAGAAAGAUCGUAAUUCUCUCUUCAGAUGGACUGUUGCAUAUUGCUGGCGACGGAAGGAUAGGGGGAGCAGCAUUAAAGAACGAUGAAAAUUGCCAUCUGGAUGACAACGGCUACUAUAACAAGGCGGACACCUACGAUUAUCCAUCUAUUGCUCAAAUCUUUAGAUUACUUGAUAAGUAUAAGGUUAACGUUAUAUUUGCUGUAACCGAAAGUGUUAAGGAUCAUUACGAUAGUCUACACGAACUUUUAAAAGAUUUCACGUACGUAGCUAAAUUGGAAAGUGACAGUUCCAACAUUCUAAAGCUCGUCAAAACGGGAUACGAAGACAUCGUCAGCGUUGUCGAUUUUGAGGACAAUGCAAGCUCGGGCCCGGCUAAGGUUCGGUACUUCUCUGAUUGUGGAGUGAAAGGAGGGUCGCUUGUCGAGACGACGCGAUGUACCGGAGUCGAAUACGGCAUGACCCUCAAUUACGAGGCGCACAUCACUCUCGAUGCUUGUUCGGAAUUUAAAACUUCGAGUCAGACGAUUCGCAUUUCCGAAAGUCAACUUGGACAGGACUCGCUCACUCUCGAUGUGGAAUUACAAUGUGGAUGCAAAUGCGAAGGCGAUUCGCAGAAAGAUCUGUCCCUGACGUGCCCAGUCAAUUCUCACCUCGUGUGCGGUGUUUGUCAGUGUAAUAAAGGCUGGUCCGGACCAGACUGUGACUGUUCAAUAAGCGACGAGGAAGCAUCUGCGGAACUAAUGGCUCAAUGUCGAGAGCCGAACUCGACGCGGACUCUCGCCUGUUCCGGCGCCGGAGACUGCAUCUGCGGGAGGUGCGACUGCGACCGUGGCUACAACGGAAAAUAUUGCCAGUGCAAGUCGUGUGAAACUAGUCCAGAAAACGGUAUCGAAUGUGGCGGUGUGGGUCGCGGCGUGUGUGUUUGUGGACAAUGUGCGUGUGUCGACGGCUGGGGCGGACCUUCCUGUGACUGCACCACCGUAUUGGAUUCGUGUAUUGCACCGGGAGACGAAAAACUUUGUUCCGGACAUGGAGACUGUGUUUGUGGUCAGUGUCAGUGUUCCGCCUCUGAUCAGAGCAGCGGCUCCGUAUACUCAGGCACGUUUUGCGAGACAUGUGCAACCUGUGAGAAUCCGCUAUGCGCAAACGCGGAACCCUGCGUUUCUUGUCAUCUCAACAGCAGUUGUACGGAUAUAUGUACGAUUGGCAGCGUCAACUACACAGUCCAUGACAGAAUGAGCGAAACUGGGUCCGUAAGCGCGGAAGAUAUCACCUGUAUCCUUCGCAUAGAGGAGAACUCACUUGAAUGCGAAUACAAAUACACUUACAACGCGGUCAGACAGUCCAUAGUCGCCAUGGAGAUUGCGCUCCGUUCUAAAGACUGCUUCCAGCCGACCAGCGCAAAGAUCAUGACCAGCGCUUUCGUCAUCAUAGCCUGCGUGAUAGCGGCAGGGCUUCUAAUUAUCUUAGCCAUAAAGAGCGCUCAGAUCGUUUCAGACAGGCGAGCAUACGCGAAAUUCGUUAAAGAAGCACAGGAGAGUCGAAAGAAUAUGCAAGAACUGAACCCGUUGUAUAAAUCUCCUAUAACAGAGUUUAAGCUGCCGGAUUCGUUCCCUAGAGAUAAGAAUGAUUAAGUGCAUUACUGAGGGGUUGGCUUAUUGAUGAAGUUUUUUUUUUAUUGCCUAGAUGUGUGGACGAGCUCACAGCCCACCUGGUGUUAAGUGGUUACUGGAGCCCAUAGACAUCUAAAACGUAAAUACGCCACACACCUUGAGAUAUAAGUUCCAAGGUCUCAGUAUAGUUACAACGGCUGCCCCACCCUAACUACAAUUAACGUAGCUUCGAACAUUUAUUGAAUUUAUGAAAGUAUUAUUGUACUGGUGUUUGUUGCGAGUGAUUCUUCUUCCUUUUAUGCAUGACAAUUGGCUUCUUGGAAGGCCGUUGUUACCCGUAUUGAGUUUAAAAGAAAAUACAUACAUUAGUAUUAUUGUACUAGUAGACACAUUUUUGUUAUAUAAACAAUGAUGUGGAGUGAAGUGAGAUGAAGUUAGUUUUAGGACUGUAAUCAAUUCUGAUAAAAUUAAAUUAAACGAGAUGAGAUGGAAUGAAAUAAAGGCUCAGUAAAACUGUAGUUAUUUCUCGAGACAUCAGUGACUUUUUUGAAAGAGCACGAGAAGUCAUGUCCAGCGGCGGUUAUUUCAUUUUAUCACAUUUGUGCAAUUUCAUAAGAGCUGAGCUGUUAACUACCAUUAUUACAUGUUUAGGCCUAAAGAAACACUAAAUUAACAAAAUAAAAUAAUUCACACAGCUUCACUCCACACGUUCCCGCUUAAGAGCCCCCUUAUAUUCACAAAGGUUAUCGUUAGGAAUUCUUAAAAAGCACAGAUUAUAAAAACCACAGAUAAUUCACUUUUUUCCAGUGAAACAGUUUAAGCAAAAAGUAGUCUCUUUAGUUUGAGUAUAACAAAAUAUAGUAUUGACGUUAAAAUCUACAUUCUUAGCUGAUGAAUAAUUUGCUUUUUGUAACUAAUCAAUUUUAUAAGUUUAUAAGUUUUACAUGAUGUAAGUAUACUGAUACCAAAAAAUAUAAUUAAGUUUUUUUGUUA
Bombyx mori (domestic silkworm) is the source of this 3425-nucleotide messenger RNA. Its product is annotated as integrin beta-nu. Gene Ontology annotation, biological process: cell-matrix adhesion; cell migration; integrin-mediated signaling pathway. Gene Ontology annotation, molecular function: integrin binding. NCBI's taxonomy places the organism in Eukaryota, Metazoa, Arthropoda, Insecta, Lepidoptera, Bombycidae. Gene Ontology annotation, cellular component: integrin complex; cell surface; focal adhesion. The record is from RefSeq and is marked provisional.